Molecule: messenger RNA, 1224 nt
Organism: Diutina rugosa
Lineage: Eukaryota; Fungi; Ascomycota; Pichiomycetes; Serinales; Debaryomycetaceae
Product: serine hydrolase domain-containing protein
Exons: 1
Coding region: 1-1224 (407 amino acids)
Source: RefSeq, a predicted model, not a curated record
AUGAUUGUCGACAAACAGGGCUUGGUUUCCGAGCUUAAGACAGUGCUCAACGAAGCCACCAGCAACCCCAACACGAUGCCCGGGGUAAUUGCUGGUGUCACCGAUGCCAAAAAGACGCUCUUCCUCGAGGCGCUGGGGAUCAAGGAAGUGGGGCACCCCGAGGCCAAAGUCGGCCGUGACGACCGCUUAUACUUGUUCUCGUGUACCAAGGCGAUGACGGUAAUGGGGGCAUUGAUCCUCUACGACCGCAAGCUCCUCAAUUUCGAUAUCCCCGCCCUGACGUACUUGCCGUUGAUCGGCGACAUUGGCAUCCUCGACGAGGAGCUGGUGGACUUGGAAACCGGCGAAAUCAAGCUACCCCCGAAGAAGCCCAACAAUCCGGUGACCAUCCGCCACUUGAUCACCCACACCGCAGGGUUCUCGUACUCGUUUUUGCACCCAGUGUACAUGGCCCUCACCAAAGUGAGGCCUGAAGUUAACGGUCUCCAGGCCACCAGAGCCUACUUCUGUCAAGAAAAGAUCCCCUUGACGUUUGAACCAGGCACUGAGUGGGCCUACGGCCACAAUAUCGACUGGUUAGGCGUGAUCAUCGAGGAGGUGCUGGGGAUGAAGUUGGGCCAGUUCUUGCAGAAGGAGAUCUUUGCGCCGGCGCAUAUGGACCACACCACGUUCUACUUCACUGAACCUUACACUACGCUCAAGCUCCACAUGCGUGGCGGCAACGGCGACGUCAAAUGGCUCAAGAAGUACCCGUUGAAGGUGCCUGAACAGGACAUGGGCGGCCAGGGGUGCUGGCUGACCGUCGGCGACUACUUGAAGUUUAUGAGAAUCUACUUAAACGACGGGCAGACGGCUGAAGGCACGCGUAUCAUCAAGAAGUCGACGAUGAGGUACGCCAUGCAAAACCACUUACCUAUCGGUUUGGGUGUACUGACGAUGAUGAACGACGCCGGCUGGGACUUACCUGCUGACGCUCCGCUCGACGGUUUCUCGCUCACUGGCCACGGGGUCAAUGGUGUCCAAUUGCCUCUGGGACGGCCUCAGGGGGCAGUGUACUGGCUGGGUAUCGGCAACUUGUACUACUGGAUCGACUAUAAGAAUGGGAUUGCCGGCUUCUGGGGCCAGCAGUUGCUCCCCUACCUUGACGGCCCCUCGCUUGAGUAUUACCGCCGCUUCGAAACGACGGUGUACAACCACGUGUCGGACACCUCCACCAAGCUCUGA